Adelges cooleyi (spruce gall adelgid) is the source of this 1653-nucleotide messenger RNA. RefSeq lists its product as uncharacterized. The transcript has 3 exons. Bases 98 to 1582 code for a protein of 494 amino acids. The record is from RefSeq and is a predicted model, not a curated record. NCBI's taxonomy places the organism in Eukaryota, Metazoa, Arthropoda, Insecta, Hemiptera, Adelgidae.
UAUUUUAAAUACUGCAUUCAGCAUAACGCUGUGCCUAACUUUCAAUUCACUAUUAAUUGUUUCAAAUUAUUAUAUUUCAUAAAAGGUUAACGGAAAAAUGAUUACGAAAAUGAUGUUUUUGUUGGCUUGUUUUAAAGUUUUAGUAAUGGCAACACGAACUGACCAACAUUUUCAAGGAGAGAGUUCAGGUUCCAACAACAAUCAAGAGGAGUACUUGGAGGAACUCUAUAACGCAGGUAUUGUUCAAUCGUUAAACUUAAUGUUCACGUCAGACGAUAAAAAUAAUGUCAACAUUGACGACAAUGACAUUAGACUUCUUUCGGAAGAAUGCUACACUAACGAGAGCUGUUUGAAUGAUAAAAAAACUUCCACCAAAAAGUACCGCCAUAAAAUGCAAGCCAUCCAGUGUGUUAACGGACUGUUCGUUUUGCAUGUAUUGAACGAGCUGGAAAAAAUCAUGUACAACAAAAAAUCAUCAAACAUUAAGCAGCUAAAAAACUUCCUUCGAGAGCCCAUAAUAGAUCAUCUUUUUUAUCUGACACACAUGUUGUCGUUUUUAAACAUGGCCAAAUGGGACGCUUACGCUUGGCAAAUCAAAAUUUUUACCUUUGUAGCGGGUCUCACGGUUUCGGACACGGAUAUAAAACAAUACAAACAACAUUUCACAACUAAUUACAACGUACUCAUGCGAGGCACCGUGUUGAAUUUCGUAGGCCGAUGUAUCCGACAUGAAUAUUUAUCGUAUCCAGACAAUCCAAGCUCAGAGAAGUCACCAUUUUCCAGUCUUCUCGACAACGUUUCUUCGCGUAUGAACUUGUUGUACAGACACGGUGCGCUGGAACCCUAUGGAUUCUUAGGUCACUGCACCGUGUGGAAUCUCACGCUGAUGCCUCUGUAUGUACAUCAAGAUAUUAUUUUUGACUGGUCCUUGUUUGACAUCGGACUCAAAACGGAAAACGUCAAAAUUCAGCUGCUUAAAUACUCUGAUUUGUACUUUGCGCAGCAAAUGUCCAAUACAUGGGAAUUGGACCCGAUCGGAGGUAACAAGUACAACGCCCUGAUUGCGAAAUGCAUCCACUUAAGGAUUGUAUACGCCGCAUGGUUUCACUUGUUUACUUAUCACAACCUACUGAACCGACCCCUUGACGGAGGCGUCGUACAACAAUUCAUGGGGAAAGGACCACUGGUCCAAAUCUGGCAUACGCUUGUUUUUCCUCUCAAACGCGCCUUAAGGGCGUUCCGGUUUGACGAAAACAUCUACUGGUCUGCAAUAAGCAUUAUGAUGGUCGACAUAAAUGUGAAUAGCAAACAACAAGUCGCGGUACGGGAAGAGUAUACGAGAAAUUAUUUCUGCCAAGAGGUUGAAAAUUUAGGCCUAGCCAGAGCAUCCGACAUUAAUCGAAAAUUGACGAAAUUAGAAGUUGCAAAAGAGCACGGAUUAAUGUAUGAGAGGAUCAAAGCCAAUGGCGAAAUGCUAGAUGAUUACACUGAUCAGAUACUACGCGUAUUGAGUCCAGUCGACGGCUCGUUUAUUCGUUUAAUAGUUUCUCCCGAAGGAAAUGAAACCUUUGUAACGCAUUAGACGAUAUGAUAAUGUUAUAUAAUCAUUUUUUUUUUUGUGAUUGUAUAUCUAAUAAACCUAUUUGAAAUUGA